UGAUAGCUGAACGUGUAUUUCUACGAGACAGAGACGCGUAUUCACCCUGUCCGCUUCCUACGAGUCCAGUAUACGAAUCUGCCUCCCUCAGUCUUUCAUACACUGUCGCUCAGCUCAGUUAGGUCUGGAAGUCUCUGAAGGAUUCUAUUACUGGAACGCGUACAGCAGUCAUGUCUACUCCUCCAGCCAAACGCAAAAGGCAGCCAUAUUCGCAGAAAUACACAGAAAAAUGGGAAAGUGACCCAUUGUUUCAAAGUUGGCUGACGAAGAGUGACAAGGGACUUUUGUAUUACCACUGUAAAUUGUGUAACUCUGACGGAAAGGCGGGCAAGUCAGAAAUAGAAAAGCAUGCUGCUGGAGCAAAACAUAUUAAGAUAGUUGAAAGUGCAAAGCGCACAGUUAGUGUACUUGAUAUGCCUAGUGUUAGUGGAAAAAGGCAUGCUGAAAAACAAGUGAAAGAAGCAGAGAUACGGUUGGCUGCAGUAGUGAGCGAGCUAAAUCUUCCAUUCUCAUCUGCAGAUAAACUUGUUCUCGCUAUCCAAGCGAUAUGUCCAGACUCAGAUGUCGCAAAAAAAUUGAAGUGCGACAAAACUAAAUGUGCAGCCAUCGUGAAAAAUGUCCUUGGUCGAAAGGAAUGUGACGAGUUAAAUUGGAAGAGCUAUAUCUUGGAGGACGAGUAACUGCACCCCUUCAGAAAUACCAAAACCUUGACAAGCAGCAACUGGACACGUUCAAGUUGAGAUGUCUGGACUUUUACAUAGAAGGAGCCUCUCAAAUUUUGCAAAGGUUUAAUCUCAGUGAUUCUGUAUUUACAAAUCUCAAGGCUCUAGAUCCACAAAGUGUACUGAUGAAGACAAUUCCCUCUGUUGCCCCCCUAGCUGCUCAGUUUCCUAACUUGGUGUCUGAAAAUGACUUAAAUGAGAUAGACGGUGAAUGGCGUUUUCUGAAAAACACUGAACUUAAUGUAGAACCUGAUAUUAAUGUAUACAAGUUCUGGCAAAAGGUUGGAGACUUGAAAAAAGGUGAUGAUUCCCCAUUAUUUCCACUACUAGGAAAUUUCAUGAAAAAUCUGUUGUGUCUUCCUCACUCUAGUGCAAGUGUUGAAAGGGUGUUUUCUCAAGUGAAUUUAAUGAAGACCAAAGUUCGUAAUUCACUGAACACAGAAUCGCUAAAUGGAAUGCUUCAUGCAAGGAAAAUUUUUGAAAAUUCAUCAGCUCACAGUUUCAAAGUUACACCGGGGCACUUAGAACUUAUGACAGCUGACAUCUACAAAACUUCAGAUCUACAGGCAUAGCAAUCAUUCUAGUGACAACCAUCCUGCCGCUGGUGACACUGGACAGAAUGGCACACCUUUCCUCUGAGGUGUCUCCUGAGGCUCUAUCUAAUCGCUUGAGUGAGAGCCUGCCAGUGUAUGUGUCCCAUCAGGAUGUCACCAAGCACCCCAAGCUGAGCCACCUUCUGGAGGACCUGACCCUCCGCCUCACCCCGACAGGCGUCCUCCGAGCCACACAGACCCGCCUCAUGCAUGCCUCAGUCACCCUCAAGCACACCAGGGUGAAAUAUCUAGAAGCAGCCACACUGCACUGGGUGUCCCAGGAUGUGCUUCUCAACAUGAGUGAUGGGGAGACGGAGAAGGAAAAGGGCAUGAGAAAGAUGAUGGAGGCCGUCACUCUAUCAGAGCUGCAGGACCACUUGGUGCUGACAAAGAGCAGUCCAGGGACACAAGAGAAAGGUGGAGGCAACAAGGAGCUGACACUGUUCGGCAUCAGCCCUGCGGAUAUGGUGGGGCGCAGUAAGGCUCUCACCCCAGAGCUGUACAUCAAAGACUUGAGUGCUGCAAUGGAAGCUUUUCUGGAGCAGGAAUGGAUCAAAAUAAGAUCAUUCUUAAAUCCUGUUGACUUUGAAGAUUGUGACUGGCAGGACACUAGCAAGGUUGUUGAACACUUGGAAACGACCAAGCAGAGGCUGGCUGAGGAAAGCAGCAAGCUCACCCAUUGUGUAAUUCAGACUCACCACUUUAGUCAAAAGGUUUAUAGCCUACUGUUUGAGUACAGCAAGAUUCUGAAGACCCUUGUGUCAAAGCACCGACUCUCCCUGUAUCCAGCACAUCACCUGGCCAACUCCCUCAUCACUCUCAAAACUCACUUCCUGAAGCUAAGGUGUCUUGAGUUGGAAAUUUUAACAGCCACUUACAGCAGUCAGUCUGUGCGGGCCCUCAAGAUGCUGCAGGGACAUUUGCUGCAGCGGAGAACACAAGCCGAGGAGUCGCUUGCCAAACUGAGACACGCUAUGGCUGCCUACGAACAUUUAGACCCAAAGUUCCAGGAUUUGUUAAAGGAAUACGCCAAGCUGCAGGAAGACAUACGCUUUGCUAAGAUGUCUUCGGAAACUGGUAGCCUCUGAUCUCUAACAUAAAAGUACUAGGUGAGCUGCUUCCUGUUUCUCUAAUUAGUUGGUUGUAGUGUUUCAUUUGAAGUGCUUCCAUUAAAUGUGAUUUGUUUCACACUGUGUCCAUGUAUGUGUCUAGAUUUUGUUACUUGCUAAAUAAAAGAAAUGCUCGUUUA
Messenger RNA from Portunus trituberculatus (swimming crab), 2564 nucleotides. RefSeq lists its product as uncharacterized. The transcript is spliced from 9 exons. The record is from RefSeq and is a predicted model, not a curated record. Bases 1342 to 2403 code for a protein of 353 amino acids. Gene Ontology annotation, cellular component: HAUS complex. Gene Ontology annotation, molecular function: microtubule minus-end binding. Gene Ontology annotation, biological process: spindle assembly; centrosome cycle. NCBI's taxonomy places the organism in Eukaryota, Metazoa, Arthropoda, Malacostraca, Decapoda, Portunidae.